AUGGCGACUAAGCGUAAAGGCUCAAUCACCGAACUCGCGAAACCCGCGCCGGGGCCAAAACGAGCGAAGCCUGAUGUCUCGAGCGACGAGGAUGACGAUGACCUCGAAGAGGAAGUUCCAGAUGAGGAAGAACAGGGAGCUAUCUCUCGUGUCCUGGACAAGUUCUCCUUCACUGGCGCUCGCGAACGGUCAGAGGUGCCGACGAGUGAUACGGUAUCACGCCUCUUUAAACGUGAUGAAUUGAGCUUCUUAAAGAUGAAACCGGACCAUGAGAGCCGACCGAUGUGGAUCAAUCCACGAAACGGAAAGAUUAUCCUUGAGAGCUUCUCGCCGUUGGCUCCCGCUGCCCAGGAUUUUCUGACCGCCAUCGCUGAACCGCUUUCGCGCCCCACGUAUCUUCACGAAUAUCGAAUUACGCCACACUCGCUCUAUGCUGCUGUCUCUGUUGGGCUUGACCCUAAGGAUAUAGUUGCCGUCCUUGAUCGUUUCUCCAAAAUCCCUAUUCCCGAUGAAAUCGUCCAAUUCAUCAAUGGCUGUACCGGGUCAUAUGGAAAGGUUAAGCUUGUCCUAAAGCAUAAUCGGUACUUUCUGGAAUCAUCAGACAUGAAGAUGCUUCAGAUUCUAUUAAGGGACCAAGUCAUCAGUGAACAAAGAGUAUUCACUGAUGUUGGCGACGGCGAUGGUAUAACGAAAGAAAGUGCUCCGAAAAUGGGGGCACUCGUAAUUCCAGGUACCAAGAUCGCAGCCGGAGUUGCACAAGGACAACAAGUUGUGCAGCCCAAUGGAGGAGAGAACGAGGAACAAAAGCCCGAGACUGCUGAAGAACUUUUUGCUUCCGUCACUGCUCUUAAGGAGGGCGAGGAAGACGACGACGACGAUGAGGAAGCCGAGGCGGUUCAUUCGUUCGAAGUUUGUGCCGAAGGUGUUGAAAAGGUACAAAAGCAAUGUCUGACACUCGGGUACCCUCUACUCGAAGAAUAUGAUUUCAGAAAUGACUCCCGAAAUGCAAACCUUGAUAUGGAUUUAAGGCCGCAAGCUCAAAUUAGACACUAUCAGGAGAAGAGUCUGAGUAAAAUGUUUGGUAACGGAAGAGCGAAGAGCGGCAUCAUUGUUUUGCCUUGCGGCGCGGGUAAGACGUUGGUGGGGAUUACGGCGGCAUGUACGAUUAAGAAGAGUGUGGUGGUUUUAUGCACAUCCUCUAUGUCUGUCGUCCAGUGGAGAAAUGAAUUUUUGAAAUGGAGCACAAUCAACCCUGAUCAGAUCGCCAUUUUCACGGCUGAAAACAAAGAACGGUUCCGAGGAGAUGCUGGUAUUAUUGUCACCACAUACUCCAUGGUGACGAACUCUCGGACACGCUCUCAUGACUCUCAGAAGAUGAUGGAUUUCCUGAUGGGCAGAGAAUGGGGUCUCCUCCUUCUCGAUGAGGUGCAUGUCGUCCCCGCCAACAUUUUCCGAAAAGUCAUCCAUUCUAUCGCAACUCAUGCAAAACUCGGACUUACAGCCACUUUACUCCGUGAAGACGACAAGAUCCAGGAUCUAAACUUUUUGAUUGGGCCAAAACUCUACGAAGCCAAUUGGAUGGAACUCUCGGAACAGGGACAUAUUGCAAGGGUUCAGUGCGCCGAGGUUUGGUGCCCAAUGACGACGGAGUUUUAUCAAGAAUACCUCAACGAAACCCCGAGAAAACGUGCCCUCUUCUACAUCAUGAACCCUAGGAAAUUUCAGGCUUGUCAAUUCCUUAUCGACUAUCAUGAAAAACGUGGAGAUAAGGUCAUCGUCUUUUCCGACAACGUUUUUGCUCUUGCGGCUUAUGCCCGCAAACUCAAUAAACCCUAUAUUUACGGCGGGACCCCACAGCAAGAACGUCUCAAGAUUCUUCAAAACUUCCAGCGUAACGAACUCAUCAACACAGUUUUCCUUUCGAAAAUUGGAGACACCAGUCUCGAUCUCCCCGAAGCGACGUGUUUGAUUCAAGUUUCAUCUCACUACGGUUCUCGAAGACAGGAAGCACAGCGCCUUGGUAGAAUUUUGAGAGCUAAGAGAAGAAACGAUGAAGGAUUCAAUGCAUUCUUCUACUCUUUAGUGAGCAAGGAUACCGCUGAAAUGUACUAUUCAUCGAAACGACAGGCAUUUUUGGUCGACCAAGGGUAUGCAUUCAAGGUUAUUACGCACCUUCAGGGAAUAGAAAAUCUCCCAGGCCUGGCGUAUGCCACACCGGCGGAAAGAAGGGAGUUGCUUCAAUCCGUACUCUUGGAAAACAGCCAGAACGCGGAUGUCAAUUCUAUAGAAAAAGAGACUGAUGGCGGUUUCUUCGAUCGUACGCGUGGAGACUAUAAGCGGUCUGGCCCGUUGGUCAAGCGAAACAAUGCUAAACUCUCUGGCCUUUCGGGUGGCGAUACUAUGGCGUAUAUGGAGCAAAACGCUAGUGCGAAUAGGAGGAUGAAGGUUCCACCCGGCCAACAGAAUAAGUUUAUGAGGAAAUUGAAGAGCGACGCGGUUAAAAAAGCUCGAGGCUAG
Molecule: messenger RNA, 2517 nt
Organism: Orbilia oligospora ATCC 24927
Lineage: Eukaryota; Fungi; Ascomycota; Orbiliomycetes; Orbiliales; Orbiliaceae
Exons: 6
Coding region: 1-2517 (838 amino acids)
Biological process (GO): transcription initiation at RNA polymerase II promoter; nucleotide-excision repair
Cellular component (GO): transcription preinitiation complex; transcription factor TFIIH holo complex; nucleotide-excision repair factor 3 complex
Molecular function (GO): hydrolase activity; 3'-5' DNA helicase activity; DNA binding
Source: RefSeq, a predicted model, not a curated record